Molecule: messenger RNA, 1215 nt
Organism: Gastrolobium bilobum
Lineage: Eukaryota; Viridiplantae; Streptophyta; Magnoliopsida; Fabales; Fabaceae
Exons: 4
Coding region: 1-1215 (404 amino acids)
Biological process (GO): asymmetric cell division
Source: RefSeq, a predicted model, not a curated record
AUGUGGUUGUUUCUCUUAGCAGCUGCUGUGGCUGGAUCCACUGGUUUUGCCACAAAGCACUUCCUCAAUCCCAGAAACACUGUUGAGAAUGACAAUCUCAACGAUCCAAAUGCUUAUGCUUUUUAUGAAUCUGGGUUAGGAAACAAUUCCCAGAAACGCGACGAGGACGGUGUCUUCACGUUUUCCAGUUCCCAAUCUCUGAAACAAAUUGGGGCUAAAUCUCGGUCUAAGAAACCCCGAGGCUCCAAGAAUGGAGUUAGGGUUCAAAAGGUUGAGCAGAGAUUACCCCUUUGCUUGAAGAAGAGGAAAACUACCAAGAAUGUAGCUGCAAGAAUUUCGAUUUUUGGGAAGUAUCAUGGUUCCAAAGAUAACUCCUUAUUUGGUUGGGGACUUAGCUUUGGCAUCAUGUAUAUGAUGUCAGCUGGAAAAGCUGAGAUCAAUAAGCUGAACAUGACCGUGGAUGAGACAGCUAAACUUGUUCAGGAACUAAAAUCUGAGCUCAACAGAAGGAAAUCAUCAUGUGCUCAUCAAAUUUUAGAUUCUGUUGCCAAUAACGAUAUGAACUCUCGCAAAAUGAGUGGCAGGCAUGGAGUAAUGCUCAAGGAGACAAACAGCAAGCUCAGAGACACUGAUGUGAAAAUUUGGAGUCCUUCUGUAAAUGACUGUGGUGAAUGUGGAAGUAGUGCUCUUACUGAAGAACCAGAACCACGGGUUUUGGAAAUGGAUCAACUAGAAGCAGAACUUGAGUUUGAACUCCAAAAGCUUUCUGGGUGUACUAUUGAUAGUCCUUGCCAUGAAGAAAUUAGGCCAAAAUUAGACCAGCUUGAAGCUCCAGAUGAAGGCUGUCAUGGAACAGACGACUGGAAUUUCAACCAUUCUCAAUCCCAUGGAGUGUUGGCAUCCGAACUAAAUCAGAAAUUAAGCCACUUGCUGAUAAAACAGCAGGAAAACCAGAUCAUGGAGCUAGAAUCUGAACUGCACCAGGCUCAAUCUAAUCUGCAUGAGAAGGAAGCUGAACUCCAGGAACUAAAGGAAUGUGUCAGACACCUUACCGAGCUCUCACUAUCCACAGUUUCAGAUGAUGAAACUCAGGCCCUCACUGAUCCAAGGGGAACCGACGAUUGGGACAACAAUAAUAUGAAGUCUGAGCCGAAGCAAUCAGUAGUUGGGGCAAAAAGACCUAUUGAUUAUGAUUCUUGUUCAUGUUACAUGUGA